Trametes versicolor FP-101664 SS1 is the source of this 1911-nucleotide messenger RNA. RefSeq lists its product as uncharacterized. Lineage: Eukaryota; Fungi; Basidiomycota; Agaricomycetes; Polyporales; Polyporaceae. Bases 1 to 1911 code for a protein of 636 amino acids. The transcript is spliced from 2 exons. The record is from RefSeq and is a predicted model, not a curated record. Gene Ontology annotation, molecular function: protein binding.
AUGUUCGGCAAGAUCGUGAGAUAUGUGCGCAAGAAACGGUCGCGGGUACGAGCGGAAGAACACCAUGUCGCGCUCCUCGUCGACCGUUCCAAAGAGACCCGGCUUAUCCAUCUGAAAAGUCAAGGCAUGCACCAGGACGCUGUUGUCGCGAACUCGGACAAAGACGUCUCUCCUAUCGAUGCACAUUCUCUGCAUCGCCCAUGCAGCUUGCAUGACCGCACCGAUGCUCCCGAGGAUCUUGACCACGACGGCGCUGCCCAGAAAAUGGAUGCCUCAAUACCCGCGGAAGAGGCGUUCAUGACCAAGCAAUCCUCGGCCGACGGUGGUGCAAUCGUGGAUUCGCUUACUCUUGGGAGGAUGUGGAAUUCCUUCGCUUCUAUCAACACACUGCCCGACGAGGUGCUCGUCCAAGUCUUCCUCUGCACUCGUCUCAAGCGUCAUACGUGGUCCAGAGAUAUCAGUCCUGUCGAGCCAACCCGAUACAUGGCGGUUUGCCGACGCUGGCGCGACACCAUCAUCGGUCACGCGUGUUUCUGGAACACUAUUCUUGUUGAGGAAGGCAAAAAAUGGCUGCCACUCGCGCUAUCUCGCUCUCACCAGGCUAUGCUUCACCUGGAGUUCGAUCAUCUUCCGACCCUCGCCUCUUUGCUUCCCGACGUGGUACCCCACCGCGACCGAAUACGCAAUCUGGUUCUGGGCUACCACCCACGCUAUACUGAAUUCAUGACGGUCUCCCCCUUGAUCGCGGCGCCCUUCAAAUCCCUCACCAGGCUCAAUAUUAGCGCUUCCACACGUUAUCGUCCGGAUGUUGGCUAUUUUGUCCUUCUUCCAGAACACUACCCACAGUUGAUGCAACUUGAGCUGAAAGGUCUUCACGUCAAAUGGACCGCAUCCCUCCUAUGUCAGCUCACGAGUCUAUCCCUUUCCAACGGCACCACUGCGCCCUCCCCCAUGCAUGCCGACACAUUUCUGGAUGUGCUUCAGCACGGUCAGAACCUCAAGAGCCUCAUCCUUGAUGGCUUCAUAAGUGCGGCAUGCUCAAACCCCCCUUCCCGAUCCAGACAUCCGUUCUCCUUGUCCAAUCUGGAGGAAUUCCGCAUCACCGAUUCAGCGCAGUGGAUCCAGCAUCUCAUGACCUGUGUGCAGUCCCCCACACAACAUGCCGGUUGGGUCGCCCUCUCCGGCGAGGUCGCGGUCGGCGAUCUCAGCAAUGCCCUUAUCAGCCAUCGUGGGUUCUUGCUACCACCCGAAGUACCUUUCUUUCCGGCCAACACCACUUCCCUCGUGGUCCUUAUCCUCUGGCCUGCCACAAGAUUUAUCCUUCAAAGCUCCAAUAGCCAGGUGCACACGACCCUCGCGCUAGAUCUCCCCGCGCACGUGCCCCUGCCAUCGAACACGAUCCUCGCCUCCAUUAAGGGCACACUCGAUACUCAUCUAUUGCGCGCGCUCGAUCUCCGUAUACCUAUGCAUAACGUCGACCGCGAUGCGUUCGAUGCAUACCUCGACGCGUUCCCGUACCUGCAGUCUCUGCACAUAGGAACAACCGCAAGGGAGAAGAACUACGACCCGCUUCCUGUAUGCAUCUUUGACUCCCUGAUGUCCCGGAACCAUGCACUCGACAAGGAUGAUUUCGACGUUGGCCGGAUCCGUGUACGGUGCCCGAAUCUGGAGUCACUCAGUCUGGGAGGCCUGUCCUGGGAUGGCGGAGCGGUCAUGGAUGCCGCGCUGGAUUGCCUGAAAAUCCGAGCGGCGCUGGACGCGCCGCAGCUGAAGUUCCUCGACAUCCGUGUGUUGCCGCGGCCGCUUAAGGGCAGGCCGAGGGGAUGGCGAGCGGUGGACCUGCGGUACACUGAGCAGCUACAGAAUAUGGUGUCGAAUACGUACUCGUUCUUCGUCGGCGGGACCUAUUAG